Molecule: messenger RNA, 702 nt
Organism: Zonotrichia leucophrys gambelii
Lineage: Eukaryota; Metazoa; Chordata; Aves; Passeriformes; Passerellidae
Product: keratin-associated protein 4-12-like
Exons: 3
Coding region: 1-702 (233 amino acids)
Source: RefSeq, a predicted model, not a curated record
AUGGCUAAAUUCACAGCUCCUUUACCCACAGCUUCUUGGAAAAAGCCUCGGGUUGCAGGGCAGGGUGGCUCUGCCACAAAACUCAGGGGAGAAACUGCUGCUCACCUCAGCCAUGGCUUGGGACAGACGGACACAACAUCUGCCUGUGUCCCAAACUGCUGCACAUCUGUCUGUGUCCCAAACUGCUGCACAUCUGUCUGUGUCCCAAACUGCUGCACAUCUGCCUGUGUCCCAAACUGCUGCACAACAUCUGCCUGUGUCCCAAACUGCUGCACAUCUCCAUGGCUCAGGACAGAUGGACACAACAUCUGCCUGAGCCCCAAACUGCUGCACAUCUGCCUGUGUCCCAAACUGCUGCACAUCUGCCUGUGUCCCAAACUGCUGCACAUCUGUGUCCCAAACUGCUGCACAUCUGCCUGUGCCCCAAACUGCUGCACAUCUGCCUGUGUCCCAAACUGCUGCACAUCUGUGUCCCAAACUGCUGCACAUCUGCCUGAGCCCCAAACUGCUGCACAUCUGUCUGUGUCCCAAACGGCUGCACAUCUGUGUCCCAAACUGCUGCACAUCUGCCUGAGCCCCAAAUGCUGCACAUCUGUCUGUGUCACAACUGCUGCCAUGGCUCAGGACAGAUGGACACAACAUUGCCUGUGUCCCAAACUGCUGCACAUCUGUGUCCCAAACUGCUGCACAACAUCUGCCUGA